Messenger RNA from Coffea arabica (coffee), 1548 nucleotides. RefSeq names its product CYP enzymes assisting alcohol dehydrogenase. Gene Ontology annotation, cellular component: cytosol. Gene Ontology annotation, biological process: formaldehyde catabolic process. Gene Ontology annotation, molecular function: zinc ion binding; S-(hydroxymethyl)glutathione dehydrogenase [NAD(P)+] activity; alcohol dehydrogenase (NAD+) activity. The record is from RefSeq and is a predicted model, not a curated record. Lineage: Eukaryota; Viridiplantae; Streptophyta; Magnoliopsida; Gentianales; Rubiaceae.
UAUUCCUACUGCCCUAAAAAAGCAUAUUACUGUCUUUUCCUCUGCUCUGCUCUGAUCAGAUUACAAUACUACAACGAUAUAGAUUAAGUUUCAAGCAGUUGAAAACGUCGUCUCUCCCACACAAGAAAAGCCAAUUCAAGUUCCCCUCCCAAUCAUCAAGUGUGGUGAUAAUGUCGACCCGCAAUAGCUCCAACAUCAUAGCUUGCAAAGGCGUUGUUUGCUGGGGAAAAGGCGAGGCACCCAAGGUAGAAGAGAUAGAGGUGGAACCUCCGAGAUCAGGUGAAGUUAGGGUAAAGAUGUUAUUUGCCAGCCUUUGUCACACUGAUGUCUUAUGCUGCAAUGGCUUUCCAACGCCUCUAUUUCCUCGAGUUCUGGGACAUGAAGGUGUUGGCCAGAUAGAGAGUGUCGGUGAAGAAGUCUUUCACCUCAAAGUGGGAGACAUGGUCAUUCCUACGUACUUGGGGGAGUGUAAAAAAUGCAACAACUGUAUUUCCGGAAAGACCAACCUAUGCGAGACCUACCCCUUGCAAGCUUUCACCGGAUUAAUGCCAGAUGGUUCAUCAAGAAUGUCCAUUAUAACUUCAGGUCGCCGCCAAAUGCUGUACCAAUUUCUUAGUUGCUCCACAUGGUCCCAGUAUACCAUUGUAGACGCUAACUACGUCGUGAAGAUGGAUUCACGGCUAGCUCUACCACACGCUAGCUUCCUGUCCUGCGGUUUCACCACUGGGUUUGGAGCAACUUGGAAAGAAGCCAAGGUUGAAAAAGGUUCUACCGUUGCUAUUUUUGGCCUUGGCGCUGUUGGAUUGGGAGCAGUUGAGGGUGCUCGAGUGCGCGGAGCAGCACAAAUUGUAGGCAUUGACAUCAACAAAGACAAGCGCGAAAAGGGGGAAGCUUUUGGAAUGACGCAUUAUAUAAACCCCAAAGCCAUUGGUGAUAUAUCCAUCUCAGAAAUGGUGAAAGAGCUAACUAAUGGACGAGGAGUGGACUAUAGCUUUGAAUGCACGGGGGUUCCUGAUUUGGUUAACGAAGCUUUGGAAACCACCAAAAUGGGAGUAGGGAAAACGAUAAUGCUUGGAGCAGGGACUCAAAAGAGCAUGGAAAUCGACUUCAUUUCCCUGCUUGGAUGCAGAACAUUCAAAUACUCUAUUUUUGGUGGGGUUAAAGUCCAGUCUGACCUUCCAGUUGUGAUUGACAAAUGCAUCAAUAAGGAGAUACAGAAACUAGAUCAGCUUUUAACUCAUGAAAUUCAACUCAAGGACAUAAACCGAGCCUUUGAUCUACUGAAGGAACCUGACUGCGUCAAGGUUCUCAUCCAGUUAUGAUUGCCCAGCAAGAAUUUUCAAUAUGACUUUUGGUCUUUUUGGUUUUCAAUCUUAUCUUAUUGUAGUCCAAAACAAAAGGAAGCAAUAAAAGAGAUCUUGAGUUUUGCCGCCCUCAGAUCCUUCAGGGUACUUUUAAUAUGACAACCGGAAGAGAGUGAAGCACCGGGAACAAGGUUCAAUUCUUCACAAAGCAAAUGAAAAAGCUGCGAUUAAUAUGACAAUUGAC